AUGUUCUCAUCCUGGUGUGCUCCUCAUGGCCGGCCCCUGUGUCGAUCGUUGUGCCCUGGCGGCUCCGGCGUCGCUUGGUCCAGGUGGACCAGCUCCAUCGUGCGCCGACGUCGGAGAGCUUUGUUUCAAGCGCUGACAGAUCCAUCCACGAAUCCUGCGAGGCUCCAAAAAUUGCGUGAGAAGGCUGCACGUCCUGGGAAUGACUUGCUGAGAUAUAUUGCUGAGACCCGGGUCGCACGUGUGCAAACACAGGAAGACAGAAAGAAGUUGUGGUAUGACUUGAGGUACAAUCGCUAUGCUCCACUCUUCUUGGGUCAAAUUAAGCCACGGAUGAAGCUGUGGGCGGCUGCAUUGCAUGAGUCCCAGUUGCCAUUGGCGCGUUUGCCAGAAGUUGCCGUGUGCGGGCGUUCCAACAGCGGAAAAUCGACUUUAAUAAACUACCUUUGCGGUCAGUAUUGCGCCAAUAUGAGACGAGCACCUGGGAGCACCAUGGAGCUCUACUUUUGGAAGGUGGGACGACCUGCGCAACUCUGCUUAGUUGACCUGCCGGGCUAUGGCUUUGCCCAAGCCCCAGAUGAGAAGCGGUUGCAGUGGACCGAAUUUACGCUUUGGUACAUUCGGGCACGCAAAAAUUUAAAGCGAGUGCUGCUACUGAUAGACGGGCGACAAGGGUUAAAACCUUCCGAUAGAGAGAUGAUUUCGUAUUUGGAGCGCCACAAUGUCGCAUGGCAAAUUAUUGUGACGAAGAGCGACAAAGUUCCAGCAAAGCAGCUUGCCAAGCGGAUUACAAUCAUGAAGGAGGACCUGACACAGUUUCGCAAGAUGGCGAGUGCUCCAAUCCCAGUUGCUGCGGUCAAGCGAAGGGGCAUGGAAUCCUUGCGCGAUAUUUUGAACGAUAUGAAGGUUGCAAAGGAGGUGGUGAAGGAUGGGAUUCGCAUCAAUGUGUAUGACAUGCUUGAGCAGAGACGCCUUCGAAACCGUGAGAAGAAAAAAAGGCGAAAGGCGCGCAAAGCAGAGGUGGCAGAGGCGGCGGCUGCAUCGAAAGCAACAGCAACGGUACAAAGCGAUGAAUAUGUGGCCGAUGCUGGCGACACUGAAGCCAGCAAUUUGCAUGAGAUCUUAGGUUCUUGGUCAUCUCAAAAAGCUGACACCGAAGAGAAGUCAAACAAGGACAUUCCGUGGAAGGUCCAUGUUUCCACAGAUGAUCGUGACUCUCAGCGAAUCGACUCCUUCAUGUCAACUCUUUUUCCCGACUUCAGUGACUUCCGUUCAGACACCGCCCCAAAGUCAACCAUGAAAACAAUGUCAACUUCGAGCGACUCGAACACCUCAAGUACCUCGAGCCAUUUUGAUUCGAGCCACCCGAGUCACUUUGUCACUUCGAGCGAGGGGCAAGCGAACCCGUGGCCAUUUACCGAUGCGGAGGAGAGCAGUGAUGAUGAGGAUAUGUCGGAUAUUGUGGCGGUAAAGCCGGAGGUGAGGCGUUUCGAAAUUCCAUAUCAUACUCAGGCACCACUCCAGGCACCCAGCGCCAAAUUGAAAACAACGAAAUCCUCUAAGAUUGAGAAAUUUCCUGGUCGGAUUUCUGGUGAUGCCUCUAUUUUGCGCCGGGAGACAAGGCCCAAAGGUGACAUCCUUUAUACAGAAGACGACGUCAUGUCCCCUGCAGACUAUGCUGCCGGCUUCCGGCGCUGGGCCCCAGAAGCACCCUCUGAGGCUGGGGCUUUAAUUGCAGAGGCUCGGAAACGCUAUGAACGGGAGUGGUCAAUGGAAUUGGAAGAUGUAGAUUUUGCACGUGGUGGUGCACCAGAUGCUGGCAGCCUUCGCAAGAGAAAGGAAUCGAAGGAAUCCCAGGAGAUGUUCCCGAAGAUGCCUUUCAUCACGCACAAGGGGGACAAAGAAAUCCCCAAGGGUCAUGCGAAAUGGACUGUUUUGGGCAGACCACCAUCCCGGAUCUUAAAAGAAAAGAGACCGAUGAAUAUCGUGAAAGCUUUGGGUCUAAAGCAUCGGCGAGGGCGGCGGCGGAACUUGGGAUCUAAUCUGGACUGGGAUGAGGCCAAAGAGAAAUGGAUGAGCUGGUAUGACAAAAAUAAAUCUCGCCAAUGGCGCAAGAUUGACCUAGCGGACUCGCCGAAGAAAAGCGAUGUGGACGCCGUGUACGAUGGACAUCAAGAACGUCGAAAGAAGCGAUUGGCUCAGAUGAGAGCAGAAGUCAAACACAGCGGUGGCAGAUCACGUGACCACACUGGAACGCAAGAUGAAGCAGCAUUACCAGAAUGGGCCUAUAGAGAGGGAAACUAACCAAGAAGCUACAUAAAGCUACAGAUUCUAUGCGUGGGGUAAGUUUUAUUCUGCAGCUGUAGUGCCGAAACAGGCACAAGCUGAAUUGUCGAAGAUGUUGCAAGUUUCUUGCAUUGACAUUUGCACCCGGGAAUGCCUGGGGCCUGGGAAGAAAGCACGACUGCUCUGCGCUGCACUUUGAAUUUUGCUCUAGGGU
Molecule: messenger RNA, 2497 nt
Organism: Cladocopium goreaui
Lineage: Eukaryota; Dinophyceae; Suessiales; Symbiodiniaceae
Source: the annotation of a GenBank genome assembly